Messenger RNA from Amphiprion ocellaris (clown anemonefish), 3220 nucleotides. RefSeq names its product growth arrest-specific 7b (gene gas7b). Lineage: Eukaryota; Metazoa; Chordata; Actinopteri; Pomacentridae. Gene Ontology annotation, molecular function: actin filament binding. The coding region runs from base 167 to 1591 and encodes 474 amino acids. Gene Ontology annotation, biological process: actin filament polymerization; neuron projection morphogenesis. The record is from RefSeq and is a predicted model, not a curated record. Gene Ontology annotation, cellular component: actin filament; cytoplasm; plasma membrane. The transcript is spliced from 14 exons.
CGGAGGCUGCAGGCUGAAGGAGCAGAGCGGAGCGGGGCGUCCUGACAGCAGCAGGAGACGGAACCUGUCCGAACGACACACUAACACACAGUUUUCUUGUGAGCAGAGCGCAGGAGGGAGGAUCAUCAGCACCAUCACCAGCUGUGGCUCUGAGGGAAGUUUUACCAUGUCUGGAUCCUACUGCAAAAGUUUGUACCCUUUCGGCGGGGAGCAGCACCAGCAAGGACUGAGCUUCGAGGCCGGGGAGAUUAUUAAGGUGGUCCAGGCUCUGCCCGGAGGAUGGUGGGAGGGAGAGAAGGACGGCGCCCGGGGAUGGUUCCCUUCAAGUUAUGUCCAGAUGCUGGAGAGGACAGCAUCUCUGAGUCAUCUUCCUGUGGAGGACCUCAGAGACCCCCUGCCUCCUCACUGGAGAUGCUACAUGUCUCCACAAGGACGGCGAUACUAUGUUAACACCACAAACAACGAGACUACAUGGGAGAGACCGUCCAGUGCACCAGGGACCCCCAAAAACUCCUUUAGACACAAGAACUCACUGCCAGCAGUGAAUGGAUUUCACUCAGGUGGUAGUCCCUUGCAUCAUGUGGAGCACUCGCAUAACAGUCUGGUUAGGAAGAGCAGCACAGAGCCUCAGAGCCCGGGAUCGACGUCGCCCACCAGGAAACAGAACAAGGAGACCACAGUCACGAUUAACUGUGUGACGUUUCCAUCACCUGCCUGCAUGCCCGAGCAACAGCUGCUGAAACCAAACGAAUGGAGCUACUGUGACUACUUCUGGACUGAUAAGAAGGAUCCCCAGGGCAGUGGCUGCAUCACAGGAUUUGAGAUUUUGCUACAGAAACAGCUGAAGGGGAAACAGAUGCAGAAAGAGAUGGCCGAGUUCAUACGAGAAAGGAUAAAGAUAGAAGAGGAAUAUGCCAAGAAUCUCUCCAAGCUCUCUCAGAUCCCUCUAGCCGGCCAGGAAGAAGGGACUCUGGGGGAGGCUUGGGCCCAGCUGAAGAAGAGCCUGGCAGAUGAAGCUGAAGUUCACCUAAAGUUCUCCUCAAAGCUCCAGAGUGAGGUGGAGAAGCCUUUUCUGACCUUCAGGGAGAACUUUAAGAAGGACAUGAAGAGGUUCGACCAUCACAUCGCCGAUCUACGGAAGCAGCUGGUUGGUCGCUAUGCAGCUGUAGAGAAGGCCCGUAAAGCUCUGGCUGAUAGACAGAAGGAGCUGGAGUUAAAGACUCAGCAACUGGAGAUCAAACUCAGCAACAAGAUUGAAGAGGACAUCAAGAAGGCCCGUAGGAAAUCCACACAAGCAGGAGAUGAUCUGAUGCGCUGUGUUGACCUGUAUAACCAGUCCCAGUCCAAAUGGUUUGAGGAGAUGGUCACCACAAGCCUGGAACUGGAGCGACUGGAGGUGGAGCGGGUGGAGAUGAUCAGACAACAUCUUUGCCAGUACACCACCCUCCGGCACGAGACAGAUAUGUUCAACCAAAGUACCAUGGAGCCGGUGGUCCAGCUCCUGCAGUCUGUGGAUCCAUCCAGAGACAGGGAGCUGUGGGUGCGCGAGAAUAAAACAGGAGAAAUCAGACCAGUGGAUGUAGAGAUUUGACCUCAGUGCUGACUGACCAACUCCCACCCAGACACAGCCACCCAGAGGCUACAGGCCUGCGGACAUGGCUGAAGACAUGAAGUCUGUGCUGGAGGGAUCACCACACAAAUACAUACACACAAACAUACAAACACACACCGAUCCAUGCCUGACUCCUAACAGACUGAGCAAUGAUCAGUGUUAUGCAAGCUGAUGCUCAACACAGAAGGAAGCUGUGAGUGUGAAGUCUUGACCAAAGGAUACUCAGGUGAGGUGAGUGAUAAGCAGUGAACAUAGAACAUGUUUAAGUGUUGAAGAGCUUUAUGUCCUGCAGCAGUGUAAUGCUAAUACUUCAGAACUGCAAAGAUUUAACAGAUGCUGCUAAGCAAAAUGCAGUCAGACCUAAGAGUGUUGCUAUAUUACUGUGUACCAGAAUAACUGGAAAGUAGUUUAAAACUAACAUGUACCAUGUGCAGGUGUUGACUGUUUGCUAAGCCCCACACACUUCUGUUUUAGCCUGAGAAAUAUGCCGUUUCCAAUAAAAAUGUGAUAAUGGUUACCAUUCAAAAUGAGCAGUAAUAGAGAAAAUGGUCUCAGAAAUAAACAAAACCAGGCUUCUCAUUCCUAACUGAUGACUGGCAGACAUGUCAAGUGUUAGUAGCUGACAUUAAUUUGCUCAAAAAUGAGAAGCUGGUAAAUGGUUCUUAAAUAGGCAUAUAAAGAACAGUUAUCAUCCUCACAUAUUUGUCAUCCAUGUAGAAGCAGAGACUGCUCAUUAAAGAGACGUAGCAACCAUUACAUCACCCUGUUGUUUGUGGACAACUGUCCCGAAGCUCCAAGUUUGGAAUUUUGUCUGUCUUUUGAAACUGGACAUGACUGGUGAGCAGUGGAUCUGACUGAGUAGUCAAGGACAAUGCGCUUGUAGAAAUAGUAACUGUUGCUAUAAGUGACAGUCACACUUUGGUUCCGGGCUUUAGUGAACCGUCAGUUUCUGAAGACUAAUAUCACACAUCUAGCAGCACUUCUUCACACCUGUGAAACAAACGCAGAAAUCAAGAGUUUAAGAACACUUUAGUUAUAUUUCCACCUGUAUUUUACUUCAUUCCUAAUACAAAUUUAAAAUCAGCCAGUUGCACUUUAUUCCCGAAUGAUUUCUAAUAAAUAUGCUGUAAGUUGGUGUUCAUAUGAAAAGUGCUCUAAAGAGAAGUUGUUACUCAUUUGAUCAUGAAUAAGAAGUGUUUCAGACAUGUUCAGGGCGUCUGAUGUAAAUAUACGAGAUGUGUGAUCUGCUAUGAAAGGAGGCAGUAGAGUGAAGAAUGUAAAAUACAGUACAUAGAAUCUCACAGAAAGACAUAUAGACAUUUGGUACUGAUAAUGUAUGAACCAUACAAGUGUUUUAUAUGUAAUAGCAACUUCUCUCUUAAAAUAUUCUAGUUUUGGAAAUAGAAGUCAGUUGCCUUGGUUGGGUUUGGUGUCCGUGCUGCUGCCUGCAGGAGCUACAUGCUGUAAAACUGCUCUUUUACAACCUGUCCUGUCCAGUAUUACUGCUUAGUACUACUUGACCACUGAGAGAAGAGUAUUGAGACAUUUUUUUAUAUUAACAGCUAAAAUUCGACAUUUUUCAUCAAUAAAAUGAAAGUAUGUAUCUCA